Brassica rapa (field mustard) is the source of this 2789-nucleotide messenger RNA. Its product is annotated as exocyst complex component EXO70B1. Gene Ontology annotation, biological process: exocytosis. Gene Ontology annotation, molecular function: phosphatidylinositol-4,5-bisphosphate binding. Lineage: Eukaryota; Viridiplantae; Streptophyta; Magnoliopsida; Brassicales; Brassicaceae. The record is from RefSeq and is a predicted model, not a curated record. Gene Ontology annotation, cellular component: exocyst.
AAUAUUUCGAGUAUAUUAUAAAUAUUUUCAAAAAUUAAAUUAAUUACGAGGUUUUUAUAACCUUGGUUAAAAAUAGAGAGUACACGGUAUUGGUGUUGGAACGAAAGAAAAAGUCAACGGUCGACCACCAAAAAAAAAAACAAGGCUCCCCUACUUCUUCGAUAUAGCUCAUUGCGACCAUCUCCACAUCACCUCUCUAACCACACAAACCACAAAGUCUAAACGAAAAAAAAACACACACACAUGAAUCUCUCCUUCCUCACCAUCACCAUUUUUCAAAGCUUUACGUAGAUAACAAGAUUCCAUGGAGAAGAACGACGACAAGGACCCUGAUCACAACGACAAAUCCAUUAUAGAAGAGAAAGCCGACGUCGUUUCAGAUGCUCAUCCCCCAGAUGAGUCUGAUGGUAACAGUAAAGAGAAUGUAGACGUUGGCAAUGCAGAGACAGAACACAAUCCAGAAGACAAUGUUGAGUCACAAGGAGAAGAGAUUCAACAAACCCUCGAGUCCUUGUCUGAAGAACUCGAUCAGCUUCUCUCGAGUCUCUCCCUUCACAAGGAGGAACACAAAGACGACAACACCGAGGAGAAAGAGAAAGGAGAUCAGGAAGAUGAUGAUUACUUUCAGAUCCCACAGUUUGUUGGCAAGUUCUUGGAUCUUCUCGAGGACAAACUCUCCAAAUACGACUCUGGAGAGCCAAAGACAGUAUGGUACCAAGAUCAAGAAGAAGUCUCUUCCCUUCUCGAAGCAGUGGACCGUGUCUCGAAUCUCAUGAGACUUCUGCUCAACACCAAAUCAUGUCUUGACCAUCACGAGCCCUUGAUCAACCACGCUGGAUCCAUCCAGCAGCGUGCAAUGGCCUUCUUGGAAGACGAGUUCCGCAUCCUUCUAGAAGAGUCUGUCAUCAAAGAGACCACGGACGACACCGGCAGCCAGAGGAAGAGCACGGAGGACGCGGUGGUCUCCCAAGAUAACGACCAGGUGACUGCUCCAGAACCUGGCGAUCAGGAGAUUGAAUACCCUGGCUACUCGGAGGACGUGGUUGCCUUGCUGAGGAAGAUAGCGGAGAAGAUGAAAGCGGGAGGGUACGGUUGGGAAUGCAGAGAGGUUUACUUGGUCGGGAGGAGGAACAUCUUGAUGCGGACGUUGAAACAAGACUGCGAGUUUGAGAAAGUGAGCAUCGACGAGGUGCAGAAGAUGAGCUGGGGCGAGCUGGAGAGAGAGAUCCCUAUCUGGACCAAGACUUUCAAGAACUGCUCUUCCCUCUUCUUCCCUGGGGAGGUCAAACUCGCGGAGAAGAUCUUCCCCGGGGACGAAGGGAGCUUGUUCUGCAUCGUGGCGCACGGUCUCACCAUCCAGUUCUUGGGGUUUGCGGAGGCCGUGGCCAUGACCAAGCGCUCCACUGAGAAACUCUUUAAGAUUCUUGAUAUUUAUGAGACUCUUAGGGACAGUUUCCCACCCAUGGAGGAGCUCUUCCCCGAAGAGCUCCGCAGCGAGCUGAGGAACGAGGUGACCAGCGUUCGCUCCCGCUUGGGAGAAAGCGCUAUCAACAUAUUCUCGGAUUUGGAAAACUCUAUCAAAUCGGAUUCUAGCAAGACUCCAGUGCCGGGAGGAGCCGUGCAUCCGUUAACGAGGUACACCAUGAACUACCUCAAGUACUCAUGCGAGUACAAAGACACGUUGGAGCAAGUAUUCAAGUCUCACUCGAAGAUGGAGCAAGAGGAAGAAGAGGUGCCUGCGAAUAACUCGGCCUGCUCGGCCUUUGCGAGUCAGCUGAUGAGGAUAAUGGACCUACUAGACGGGAACAUGGAGGCGAAGUCGAAGCUCUACAAGGACAUACCGCUGAGCUGUAUCUUCAUGAUGAACAACGGGAGAUACAUAGUGCAGAAGAUCAAAGGCUCGGCUGAGAUACACGAGGUGAUGGGAGACACGUGGUGCAGGAGGAGGUCGUCGGAGCUGAGGAACUAUCACAAAAGCUACCAGAGAGAGACGUGGGGGAAGCUGCUUGGGUUCUUAGGACACGAGGGGCUUAUGCACAACGGGAAGAUAGUGAAGCCUAAUCUCAAGGAGAGGUUCAAGAGCUUUAAUGCGACUUUUGAUGAGAUACAUAAGACGCAGACUACAUGGGUGAUCAAUGAUGAGCAGCUGCAGAGCGAGCUGAGGGUUUCUAUAACCGCGGUUAUGAUACCUGCUUACAGGGCUUUUAUGGCUAGGUUUGGACAGUACUUGGAUCCUGGUCGUCAGACUGAGAAGUAUGUUAAGUACCAGCCUGAGGAUAUAGAGGAUCUCAUUGACGAGCUCUUUGACGGCAACACUUCUUCCUCUUCAACUGCCACCGCCAAGCGAAGAACAUAGAUUCUUUCUUUCUUUCUUUUUGUUUUGGAGCAACACUUUUUCCUUUCAUGUCUUCUUAUACUGCUUUUGUCUGAAUGUUUCUACGAAUCCAAACAAACAUCAUGGCUCCGUGCCAUGUGUAAAUGUUAAUUAUAAUCAGUUCCAUCAUUCAUGAAUAAAAAUUGGAUUGGUCUUUACUGGUAGCAUAAUGGUGCCAAAUACGACCUCAACUCAAUUAUAAUUCGAAAAAACUACCCAAACUUCUUAAAACGUGCUUAAAUCUACAUUGAUUCUAACAAAAGUUAGUCAAUCGUUAACAAGAUAAAACGACGUCGUUUUGAUAUACGAGGAAAAGUACCAAUUUCGACCCCAACACUCUUAGUCGUGCCAAAUAGGACCCGAACAAAUGGGCAGUGCCAAAACCGGCCUCAACUUAAAUAUAAUUUAAGAAAAA